This is a messenger RNA of Zea mays, 3182 nucleotides long. RefSeq names its product reticulon-like protein B21. The coding region runs from base 725 to 2800 and encodes 691 amino acids. The record is from RefSeq and is a predicted model, not a curated record. The transcript has 14 exons. Lineage: Eukaryota; Viridiplantae; Streptophyta; Magnoliopsida; Poales; Poaceae.
UUUUUAUGAUAUUAACCUUUUUUAAUUAUGGUAACCUGAAAAUAAUAUGUAUUAAGGUAAUACAAAUAGUCUAUUGGUUAUUUAAACUUUAAAAACUAAUAGAAAAAUCUUAAAUAACUGAAUUGUAGUAUGGAGAGCGAAUGGAUGAAGACGUUCUAGAUAUAGAGAAGUAGUUUUGGUGUAAUAUAGUAAAAUGUGAUAGAAAGUAUAUAUAGGAUAAAAAAAAUAUGAGGAAAAUGAUUGGAGAUAAGUCUCUGCCCACCCAAGAUCCUGAAACGACACUCGACACCUGCCCCCAGUCGCUUGCCAGAACGCCAAGCACAGCCCCAGCACUAGACGUGCACACAGGAGCUUGCGCUCAGCUCUGCUCGCCGAUCCACCAUACCAAAAGCGCUCUCCUUCGUCUCCAACCCCACCCUCCCUCACACCCUCACCAGUCACCUCCACAAACGAGAGAAUAAAGGUGAAAGGACCCCUCGGAUUCACAACGGUAAAGCCUGCGGCACCCUGCUCCUUACAGCCCACUCACCACUCUCGCUCCAACUCCGAGUUUGAGUGCAGCAGAAGGCAGAGCAGGAAAGGAAUUUCGGAAGGGACGGGUACAGCCCGCAGCGCCACCACAAGGGAGCACCUGGACCAGGAGCCUCCAAGCGCAAGCAACCAAGCGCAGCGCAGAGCACAACCCGACGCCCAGCACAACCAGCAGCCAGGGCAGCAUAAAGCAAUGCAGCCGGGAGGCGCGGCUUCCAGUACCGCCACCGGUGGACGGAGGCGCGUGUCGGUGCAGUCCACCAGGAGCGCCGGCGCCACACCGGCGUCGUCGGUGUGGGAGGCGCGGAUGAAGAUGGACGAGGUCAGGGGCGGCGUCAAGGUCUUCAGCGCCGGCGCCGCCGACGAGCCGGCGGACGAGGAGGGCGUGCGGGUCUACCGCCGCCUGCGCCGCAACCAGAGCGAGGGCGGCGGCGCCGGUGCCGCGGACACCGCCGCCAAGAAGAGGCGCAGCUGGAAGGCUUCCAAGCCGGUCACCGCGAUCGGGGACCUCCGCAAGUCGCGCUCCGACGCCGCCGCCGCCGUGACGACGGCCACCACCACCGCCACUGCGGUGGUUGCUAGGCGGGCCGUGGCGCGGGUAUCCAUGCCCGAGAAGAAGGUGGCGCCGGCGCCAGCGGCCGCCGCCGGCGAGGUCAAGGAGGUGGUGGUCGUGGAAGUGCACAAGGCUGCGGCGGCAGACGCGAAGAACGUGGCGCGAGGACCAGAUGAGGAGUUGGACGACGACGACGACGACCACGACGACGGCGCGGAGGGUGAAUUGUUGGACGAGGAGCAGGAGACAGACGAGGAGGAAGAAAAAGAGAUGCUGGAUCUGCAGGAUCACAUGGCCAUUGACGACGACGAGCAAACUGCUCCGCACCAAGUGGACGACGACGACGAGCAAGAUCUUGAGCCACCGACAAAAGCAGGGAUUAAGCCCACGCUGUCGGUGGAAGAAGAGAGAGCGACCAACCCAGAGCCGGUGAAGCCGCCGCCUCCAGGGAAGAAACUAGCCUCGGUGGUCGAUCUCCGAGCGGUCAAUCCGGAACCCAUGACCCCUGCUCCUCCGCCAGUCGAGAAGAAGGCGACACCGAUAGUGGUUCACCGCAUGACCAACUUCGAGCUGGCACAAUCUUUUCCAGAGAAGAAAGCUUUGCCGGCGGUGGGUCCCCGGAUUCCGAAGACAGAGCCUGCCAGCAGUCCUCCUGGUGGUGAGGAGUAUGAGGAGAUCCAAGGAAGACCAUCUCAACCGAGCAGAAGUCAAGCGAGAAUGCAGAACAUUGUGAAUCUGGUGAUGUGGACCGACGUGUCAAAAUCCGCGCUGGUGUUCGGACUAGGGACUUUCUUGCUCGUCUCCUCCUCCUACGCCAAAGACCUAAACUUCAACACGAUCACGGCGGCGUCGUAUGCAGGCCUGAUCUACCUCGGUCUACGCUUCCUGCGCAAGUCCAUACUGAGCAGGGGUGAAAGUGUGGAGUGCGACGAUGAUGGAGGCGUCGGCGGCGAUAGGUGCUGCUACCUGGUCGGGGAGGAGGAUGCCGUGUGGCUGCUGAGGCUGGUGCUGCCGUACGUCAACGAGGUGCUGCUAAACCUGAGGUCUCUCUUCUCCGGCGAGCCUGCGACCACCAUGAAGCUGGCGCUGAUACUGUUCGCGAUGGCCCGGUGCGGCAACUUUGUCACCCUCUGGACGCUGGCCAAACUGGUGUUCUUUGGGGUCUUCAUCAUCCCCAAGGUGUGCUCCUCUUACUCCACGCAGCUGGCACGAUACGCAUGGGCAAAGGGCGAAAAGCACAUCGGCGGAAACCCCGGCUGGGCCGGCCAGACAGGAAGCCCAACGGCGAUAAAGCAGGUUCUGGCUGGAGAGGCUGAGGGACGCCUGGGAGUCGUGCACCCACAAGAAGGCCGUGGUGGCGGCCGCCUUCACGCUGGUCUGGAACGUCUCGUCCACGGCGUCGCGCGUCUGGGCGGUGUUCAUGCUGGCGGUGGCCGUCAAGUGCUACCACCAGCGCGUCGGGGAGUUCGGCUGGAGCAGCAGCAGCGCGGGGGCGCAGGAACAGCCAGCGGACGACGACGACGAGCCGCCGCCGCCGCCGCCGAAGCACAGGGCCCAGGACGAGUCGUCGUCGCCGCGGCAGGAGUUCGGGGCGCCGCCGCGGCACAGGCGGGCGCCGGUCUCCGGCGAGUUCGCCCGCGAGAGGCUCAGGGCUCGGGGCGGCAUCCAGCCUCGGUGACGGUUGGGGUUGCAUUUAGAGGCUGCAUGAGGCUUUGAUCUGUUGCGGUCCUGCUCCUGCGAUCGGCAGGCAAUAACGAGGGAUCCCAUACACGCAGACGCAGUGUGUUCGCGCUAAACGCCUCGACCAAACCACUCGAGCCCACUGCUAAUGAGCCACGAAUGGAGUUGGUUGGGGGGAUGGUUCGUUCUAGUGGUUCGUUGAAACAAUAGAGUGGUUCUGCUUUCGUAUUUGGUUCAUAGACAGGACAUCCUCUUUUUUUUUUUUUUUGGGGGGGGGGGGGGGGGGGGGAGUCGUUCUAGAAUCUUGAGAGCUGUUCCACCUCAGGAACCGGUACAACUUGUUAGCUCUUGAAGCAAACAGCACCUGAGGUUACUUCAGAAUUUGCCAAUCUCUGCGCCAUUUCGCUGUUACAGUUUA